AGAGGUGAGCGCGGAGCAGACGCAGUCGCUGCGGCUGCAGGAGCAGGCGCGGCGCGCCCUGGCGGACGAGCUGGACAUGCACGUGGUGUCGGCGCGCCGCCAGCGCAAGCAGAUCAGCAACCUGGAGCUGGAGCGCGACAGGCUCAUCAUGCAGACGACGGACCUGGAGGUGAAGGUGGAGGAGACGCUGGAGGAGGUGCGGCUGAAGCAGAUGGCGGUGUACGAGGGCAACCGGCGCAUCGCCGACUGGGAGGCGCGCUACCGCCAGCAGCAGAACCUGUACGAGGCCGUGCGCGCCGACCGCAACACCUUCGCCAAGCACCUGCUCGAGGCCCAGGACGAGAUCUCUGAGCUGAAGCAGAAGCUGAAGGUGCAGGGCCACCACGUGGAGCAGAUGAAGGAGGACAUCUCGAUGAAGGAGGUGGACCUGCGGCGCGCCAUGAAGACGGUGGACAAGACGGAGAAGGAGAAGGAGGGGCUGCGCGUGGAGCUGCAGAAGACGCGCGACCACCUGUCGCAGGCGCGCGCCGAGAUCGCCGCCGCCGCCGCCGAGGAGCGCCGCCUGCUCUCCGUCAUC
This is a messenger RNA of Gryllus bimaculatus (two-spotted cricket), 577 nucleotides long. The record is from the annotation of a GenBank genome assembly. Lineage: Eukaryota; Metazoa; Arthropoda; Insecta; Orthoptera; Gryllidae.